AUGGUUCCACCUAGUGGUGGUGUGCCACAUGACCGUGUGGAAAAGUUAGAUCUGGUUUAUGAACGGCUGAUCUUCCUUAAACUGGCUCUUGUGAGGGUCUUUGCCCAGCAGCAACGCUCGUCGGGAAUACGUCCACGCGGGAGAAUUGUCGCGCGUGACAAAUACGGGUUUCUACAGGGUAACUGCUGUGGAGUCCCCUUGAUGAACAAGCUUUGCUGUUUCCUGUCCAAUGAUCCUCAAAUUUUUAAUUGUUUUCUUCAAAGCUCUGAUACAAAGUCUGAGGAGACGGGUGAGAAAAAGCCAGAUGGAUCCUCAUCCGAAGCAAAGACUGUUAAGUGUAAUGAAGAUGCAGAUGUCAGUAACAUCCUUGCAUCAGAUGAGCCCUCGUCUGAAUGCAAACCAACCAAAGCCAAACCUGUGAAGAGAACUGCGACUCCAGCGUUCCCUGAGCCCCUAGUGCCCUACCCCUGCUUUUCCACUCUCAAUGCAAAGAAUCGCAAGCUAUAUCUCAACAUGCUCAUCCACAAGAAUUAUUCCAGAGCUUCCAAGUGUUUGUUGGAGCUGGUGAAGAACGAGGUAACAGAGUUUAUGAAAUACCUGCAAGAUGUUUCUAGAGCAUGUGCUGAUGGGUACAACUAUAUGCCACCAUGCAGCACACGCUACACUGAGGAAUAUUUUGCAGCCUGUUUGGAACAUGUGAAGAGUUACCCACAGGUUUACAGCAUUCAAGAGAUUACUAGCCUAACCAGUGUAAAGUUUGUGGGUGAAAUAUCUCUCAACUUUGAGAAACAGCUUCUUGCUAUGGGUAAAAUAGACAUGCUAGACACAAAAGUGAUACCAGAAAACACCCAGCUUGCUGUAGACUAUGAGACUGUGUCAAAUGUGAUUCCUCCUGCUAAAAAAGCAACUUUAGGACACACUGUCAUCAGCAAUGACAGUAAUGCGGAAAAACUCUGCGCUACUUAUGAGCCACAAGUGUGUUUAUCGUUCAGUCAGAGUAAGACGGCGUACAUCGAUCCUUCUCUGCUGAAGACAGAGAUGAGCUGGAGAGAGAGGAGUCUGCUGUUUCAUGAAGAGAGCAUGAAGCUGGCAUUCAAGAAGACUGUAUCACGUCCUGUGUUUUUCCUCACUUCAGAAGAGCUCCCUGUUAAAAUGGAGCCUCCUCCUGAGGACAAGAUGUCCAGGAGUGUGUUUGCAUUUGAUGAUGUUGGUAUGGAUUUUGGGACUGAUCUAACAGACCUGGAGUCAUUUGGGGAGUCGUACAAGCCCAGUAAGAAAGUGAAGGAACAGAAUGAACCAAAAACAGCUUCUACAAAUCCAACCGCAUCUCCAUCUCAAUUUACCCCAAGCCCCAAGAACCCAACAGACUCUUUAGGUACAACAAAACACACCUCGACAUCUCAAGACGCUCCCACAGAACCCCUUGAGUUGACCGUGGCUAAGGUCCAAGGAGAGACCGACUCUUUGGCUGACGGAGGAAACGGUACGCUGAAUGAAAGUGCCAUUUCAGAGAAGGAAAGUGUGAUUGAAGAUUCAAAAGAGAAGAUAGAAACGUCUUCUGCUCAGUGUCCUCCCACCAAGCGGCCCAGACAUAUGAUGGAAGAUAAGACGGACCAGGAUUUGGAUUCUGAUGAAGAACGACUAGUCAUAGAUGACAUUCUCUCCCCACAGAGACCUCAGACCCUGGUGACACCAGCAGAGGUGUCCUCCCCCCAAGCACCCGACCCAGUCACGCCAGGACCCACAAUCCCUCUGGGCAAAGGAACAAAGAAAGGCAUCAAAAGACCCAGAAUAUCCGGCGAGUGCGAUCAGCUCGGACAGAUUUUGCGGAUGCAGGACGCCAUGCUGAAAUCCACUCCCAGCAAGAACCAGGAGCCUGUGAAGCCACAUGUCCCGGAAGACAAACCUCCAGAAGCUAAAACCCAUUCACUGGUCAAGCAGUGUGUGACCUCAUAUCUGGAGUCCAGAGAGGGACAGGGAGAGGACGCCACACUGCCUGCUGACGUUCCUGUGCUGCUAGCCACUCAAAGAAAACGUCUUCUAAAGGAGGAUCUUCAGGUCAGUGCUGAGGAUGAGAUGGACUACGAUCCUCCAGCAGAGGGCAGCGUUCUGUACAAACUCUACAGCCUGCUGGAUGUUCUGCUCAUGGUGCGCAGCAGUGUGGACAUCGCUCACCCCAGACACGACAAAGACACCUUCAGGGCCGUUCCGGUGCAUGUUUUACCCAAGCUGGAGUAUCAGCUGUGCUACGGAGCCGAGAAUCUGACCCACACAGAGGUUUGUCAGCUGUGGGCCGAGAAACUUCUGCACUCCAGCACCGUGUCCUUCAUAAGUCGCAUCAAUGCACACACAUCAGAAGUGGCGCAGAUGCAGAAUUUGCCCGACGACUGGAUUCAGAACGUUACCUGUGACUUCAAGCCAACUAGAUGUUUAAACACCCUCUACCACUUAUUGAAAAAAGUCUCAUCAUUACAGGAAGGACGAUACCUCUUAGUCCACAAACCUCGUGAGGGUUUCGUGACCAUCUUUAAAGCUAGCGAUGAGACCAAGGCUGCUCGCAAUGUGUACCACCUGCAGAACGCGCACUGCGGACCCCCAGCUGUGACUCCAGGGAUUCCCUGGGUUCCCCUGGACCCCUCACAUGUCCUGCCAUUUCACCAAAAACACGUCAGACCACCCUGCACCUUCCCCCCACGUCCACCCCCUCAGCCAAAAGCUGGAACAGGACCUAAGCAACGCCAGGGAAAAAACGCGGUCAGACCACCACAAGCAGCCAAUCAGAAUCAGUCGACAAAGAAGAAGCGUAAAAAAGACACAAGAAACAAACAUAAACAGGCAUGGGUGGACAACAUGAGAGUCACGCUGAUGAAAGACAUGCAAAAAAGCCAAACCAGUGAAGGUGGAAAGGAUGGAAAACCUUGAUCAUUUUUUUUGGUGUGAAAACCAAUUUAUGUUAUGUUUAAAAGCACUUACUAUUAGUAUGUACAUAUUUUGUGUAAUAUAAAUUUGUUGUACAUUUUGAAACAAUCCUUAUCAAAUAAGAAUCGAGUUUACAUUUAAAAAAAGUAUCCUAUUUUGUAUUAUUUUGU
Messenger RNA from Sinocyclocheilus rhinocerous, 3089 nucleotides. RefSeq names its product little elongation complex subunit 2-like. Gene Ontology annotation, cellular component: transcription elongation factor complex. The coding region runs from base 1 to 2922 and encodes 973 amino acids. Gene Ontology annotation, biological process: snRNA transcription by RNA polymerase II; snRNA transcription by RNA polymerase III; positive regulation of transcription by RNA polymerase III. The record is from RefSeq and is a predicted model, not a curated record. Lineage: Eukaryota; Metazoa; Chordata; Actinopteri; Cypriniformes; Cyprinidae. The transcript is spliced from 15 exons.